AUGCCUCCUCGAUCCAACCCAGGAGCUGGGGCUGCUAUUGCCGGCGCUGUGAUGGUCGCAGUUCCUGCUAUCGUCGCGGGCCCUAUUCUUGGUGCUCUGGGCUUUGGCGCCGCUGGUAUUGCUGCAGGUUCUGUCGCCGCUGGAAUCCAGAGUGGAAUUGGAAGUGUUGGCGCAGGAAGUCUUUUUGCAGUUCUCCAGUCUGCUGGUGCCGGAGGCUAUGGUGUUGCUGCUGUCCAUGGAGUCGUCCAAGUUGUUGGGGCUGCAGUUGGCAUCGGUGCUUGGCUUCGUGGUCAGGGCGACAAAGGGGGCGAUGAAAAGGGCGGCUCUGAUCACAAUGCUGAAGAUGGUUCUGGUGACUCUGGUGAUGAGAACAGCGGCGACAAGGAAGGACCCGAGAAGGACAACUCAACCAACAAUGAGCACUCGAAGUCGCCCAACUGA
Molecule: messenger RNA, 441 nt
Organism: Fusarium pseudograminearum CS3096
Lineage: Eukaryota; Fungi; Ascomycota; Sordariomycetes; Hypocreales; Nectriaceae
Exons: 2
Coding region: 1-441 (146 amino acids)
Cellular component (GO): membrane
Source: RefSeq, a predicted model, not a curated record